GCCAACUGGACGCGUGUUCGCUCCGAGGAGUCUCGUCUCGUCUCGUCUCUACUUGUCUCUAUAUGUGUUUCGUGCGUGUGUGUGUGAGUUGGUUGCGUGUAUGCCGACAAUGCCGCAACAAACUUUAAGUUAAGCCAUACACAAGUAUCCAAAGUCAAAGUGAAAGUUACGCCAUUGACAACUUUUAACUGCCAACGGGUAACGACAACGAGGCAACGAGGAGACAACUGACAAUGGCCAUUCAACUACAGGCCAACAACAGCCAGAGCGAACAAUCCCAAAGGAAUCGGGUUGCCAUCGAGUCAAGUUGCCAUUAGACGAUCUCUUGUGGUCCAAGAACUGUGCAACUGCACUUUUGCUCAUGUUUGAUCUAAUUACUUGUGUGCUUGUGUCUCUAUAUUUUUUUGCUGCCGCUGUUUUGGCCUUUGACCUAAGCCAAUUCCAAGUUGCGUCGCAAUGCUAAAACCAAUUAAGCGAAUUACGCUCGUGUCAUAAAUAAACUACAAACUAUUAUUAAACUCGCAUAAAGUAUUCGUGCAACACAUGUUUCAACAAAUUGAAUUGAAUUUCAAAGGCAAAUUACAUCGCAGCCGCAGGCUCUAAAAAGCGUCUAAAAUUUCAUAAUUGAAAAUCAGUUCCCAACCAAAACCCGAAAAAUAAGAGCAAAAAAGGCGACAUAGAACGAACGCAUGCUCCAGCUGGCAUAAGGAACGAAAGAGAUAGAGAGAGAGAGAGAGAGAGGGAGAGAGUGAGAAGAACACUGCUGGCAGGAUGUCAAAAUGCCAUCGGCAGAUCAAAUCUUGUUUAUAAAUGUCACCACAACGGUGGCCGCGGCAGCGUUGACAGCAGCCGCUGCCGUCAACAGUCCGCCCGAGGCAUCCACAGUGGCAGCAAGGGCAGCUGCCGCAACAGGCAACGGACGCAGUGCAGCAGAAGCAGCAUCUGUGGAGACAGCAGCAACAUCGACAACAGCAACAGCAACGACAACAGUUGCUGCCGCACUGGCAGCCAAUUUAUCGGGUUCGCUGGUCGACAGCCUAACAACAUCAACGACAACAGCAACAACAACGGCAGCCACAAUUGUCGAGUCAACGCAAGAAUGCGGCGCCACAGCAAUGGAAGAGUUCCAGGGCAGCAUUUUGGGAUUGCAACUGGCUGUGCCCGAAUGGGAGGCGCUGCUCACAGCCCUGGUGCUGUCCAUCAUCAUAGUGCUGACCAUAAUUGGCAACAUUCUUGUGAUAUUGAGCGUCUUCACCUACAAACCCUUGCGUAUUGUGCAAAACUUUUUCAUCGUCUCGCUGGCGGUGGCCGAUCUAACUGUUGCCCUACUGGUCUUGCCAUUUAAUGUGGCCUACUCGAUACUGGGUCGCUGGGAGUUUGGCAUACAUUUAUGCAAGCUGUGGCUCACCUGUGAUGUGCUUUGCUGCACUUCAUCCAUCUUGAAUUUGUGCGCCAUUGCAUUGGAUCGCUAUUGGGCCAUCACGGAUCCCAUCAACUAUGCUCAGAAGCGAACAGUGGGACGAGUGCUGCUCUUGAUUUCCGGCGUCUGGUUGCUGUCGCUGCUCAUCAGCAGUCCGCCAUUGAUUGGCUGGAAUGAUUGGCCCGAUGAGUUCACCAGCGCCACGCCAUGUGAGCUUACCUCACAGCGUGGCUACGUCAUUUAUUCGUCGCUGGGCUCGUUCUUUAUACCGCUGAUCAUUAUGACAAUUGUGUACAUUGAGAUAUUUGUGGCCACGAGACGUCGUUUAAGGGAACGCGCCAAGGCCAACAAAAUGAAUACGAUUGCCCUGAAGACCACCGAGGUGGAGACGAUCAAUGCCAGCAAUGUUCCUGCCGGCAAUAGUUCAACUAGCUCCAAGGCACGUGCACUGAGCAGUCUUUGCGCCAGCUGGCUGUGUUGUGGUCGGGAUCGUGCCAACUUUGCCACGCCCAUGAUACAAAACGAUCAGGAGAGCAUCAGCAGCGAGACACAUGCACAGCAGGAGCCGAACAAUGAGCAACAGCAGCAACAGCAGACGCAGUCGCAGCAACAACAUGUUGUUGUCCUGGUGAAAAAGUCACGACGCGCCAAGAUAAAGGAUUCGAUUAAGCACGGCAAGGCGCGCUCGGGCCGCAGAUCGCAGUCCUCGUCGUCGGCCUGUGAGCCACAUGGUGAGCAACAGCUGCUGCCCCAAGGCGGCAACAGCAGCAACAACACUGCCGUCAAAUCCGAUGCAGAGAUCAGCACUGAAAGCGGCAGUGAUCCCAAAGGUUGUAUACAGGUUUGUGUGACACAAGCCGAGGAGCAGACAUCGUUGAAACUAACACCGCCACAGUCAUCGACUGGCCCCACGUCGGCAACAUCACUGCAAAAGAAACCGAGCACCGUGAAUCAGUUCAUCGAGGAGAAGCAAAAGAUCUCGCUGUCCAAGGAGCGAAGAGCAGCUCGAACUUUGGGCAUCAUAAUGGGUGUAUUUGUCAUCUGCUGGCUACCAUUUUUUCUCAUGUACGUGAUUUUGCCAUUUUGCCAGAGCUGCUGUCCAUCCGACAAGUUUAAGAAUUUUAUCACCUGGUUGGGAUAUAUUAAUUCGGGUCUAAAUCCGGUUAUUUAUACGAUAUUCAAUUUGGAUUAUAGACGCGCAUUUAAAAGACUAUUGGGCAUGAAGUGAUAUGAUGAUUUCAGCAGAGUUCAACACAGAUGCGAAAGAGAGAGCCUUACUCAAAGUUUGUGCCAAAGAGACAUAUGAAGUAUAUAGUAAAGAAAGAUAUAUAAAUAUAGUGUAGUAUUUCAUGAAACACCUGAAAAAAGUGGUGCUGUACACUGCUUUUUUCAGCUGAUGUUGCAUCGGCAGAGGGAAAGAAACAUUUCAAUAUGGUUUCACUCAUUUGUACAAAGAUCUCGAAUGUUCAUUACAAAAAAAAACCAAAACUCAAAAAACAUACAAUAUACAAUAAAUGUAAAUUUUUAUAUAUUAAUUAGAAGGCGAGCAAUUUUUUAUUAGUCUAUAAUAAAUUACUUACUAGUAAAUUUCUUGAUUAUGAAUAACAAACUUUUAUUUUGACUUUCACUAAAAAAAAAUUCAUUUGUCGGGUGACUCAAUCUUAGUUUCACUUUUCACUUUUUUUGGGUGUUUCAAAAUGCUUAGAAAGAGCUAUUUCAAAGGACAUGUCUGGACGCUCUUAGCUGUUAUAUAUACACUAUAUAUACUCGUAAAAAGCGUUCAACCGAUGGGAGGGAAAGGCAGACCUCAAGGUCAGCUUUAAUGUGGGCUUGCUCUUUUCAAAUUAAUAUAGGAAAACAGAAAAAGCUACUAAAUAACAAAAA
Drosophila nasuta is the source of this 3304-nucleotide messenger RNA. It is a transcript of the gene Oct-TyrR, whose product is annotated as Octopamine-Tyramine receptor. The record is from RefSeq and is a predicted model, not a curated record. The transcript is spliced from 3 exons. Gene Ontology annotation, biological process: G protein-coupled receptor signaling pathway. Gene Ontology annotation, cellular component: plasma membrane. NCBI's taxonomy places the organism in Eukaryota, Metazoa, Arthropoda, Insecta, Diptera, Drosophilidae. Gene Ontology annotation, molecular function: octopamine receptor activity. The coding region runs from base 780 to 2648 and encodes 622 amino acids.